Messenger RNA from Varroa destructor (honeybee mite), 8597 nucleotides. Its product is annotated as tubulin polyglutamylase ttll-4-like. Gene Ontology annotation, molecular function: tubulin binding; tubulin-glutamic acid ligase activity. Lineage: Eukaryota; Metazoa; Arthropoda; Arachnida; Mesostigmata; Varroidae. Gene Ontology annotation, cellular component: ciliary basal body. The record is from RefSeq and is a predicted model, not a curated record. Gene Ontology annotation, biological process: microtubule cytoskeleton organization; protein polyglutamylation.
ACUCAAUCCCUUCCAUGUACGUGGUCCAAGCUAGAACCAGCAGACGAAUCGGUCUGACUUAUCUUCUUAGGUUGACUAUUUUAAGCAGUACCGUAUCACGUCCGUUGUUUUCUGACGGUAGUUUCUGCUCGAAGAGUCAAAUCGGUGUUUGAACCGAAUGCACCGAGCCGGAGCGCUGUAUGCACGCUGAUGUCAUCUAAGCGUCUGCUCCGGCCUUGCUCAAUCUAUCUCGCGGCGCUGGUCCUGUAUUGUAUCUGUCGUGCAGAUAGGCGAACGACUAGCUACUAGCGACUUUAUUCGAAGUUGUUCAUUCCAUCGAACAAGGGACGCGUUUCCCGCCGCCUGCUACUGUUGUUGCCCCGUUAGCAGAGCAGAGCAAAGUCAGACCGUAGUGGCAGCCAUAGCAGAAAAGGUGGUGGUGCAGAGAGAUUGUAAAACAUUUCAGUUCAACACAGCAACAGAUCGAAAGGAACGUUUGUGUUUGUGGGUAACGUGUUUUUAGCUGGUGGCGGGCUGGUGUCUGCGAACAACGACAGCGGGACAUCGAGGCGGGGCAAAACUUAUAUAACUUCACUUUUUGCAAAAGAUAGUUAGUAAUGGAGAAGGACGAAACACAGAGCUGAAUGCGACUAUUGAGCCUUCGGUAGAUACGCUAGUGGUAGGAGAUCUUAUGUGUCGAUCGAUACAAACCGUGUUGCACCGGUUUAAUCCACUCUGGUCUACUGCUGCUGCUGCCCCUCGUUGUAUUGGUUGGCUGCGCCGCAGUGUCAAAUGGUGCUGCUCUCGCUAUUGAUGUUGGGGGCUCCAACAACGCCAAUCAGGUUAGCCUUCAAAUUACUCGAAUCCGCAGCUGCACUCCCGCCAUUCUGUCAUUCUUCGAAAACCAUCCGAUGCCGCCCGUUGGUGUCGACUGCUGAUUGGAUCUGUGUGGGGUGCUCUUUUCUGUUGGGUGCGCUGAAUGAUACUAAAAGCCGUUUCAGCGGUUCUAACGACGUCUCAACGGCGCAAAAACGGCGGGCAGCAGAAGCGAUACAACCACUGACUGUCUCUUGACUAGUGGCGAAUUAGCAGCCGCUAACAGUCGUCAUAAUAGCCAGUGGUAGCGGCAUUGAGUAGUGUUCUAUCUGCACAAGCACUGUGCAGGGAAUUUUGUCGUGCUCAUUACAGGAGUGACAGUCUGUUUUAGAAUAACGUAGAGCUCUGCGUCGCUGCGGAUAAAGCUGGCGGGUACAUAAACAUUCGAAACGUGGAGGUGAAGAAAGAACAGGACCCAUAGAAAAGCGAGGAUGACCAGCCGGGAUCAGAAAUGGCCACAGCGUGCAACUAUUGCAAAAAUGGUCUCGUUGCGGGCGGCUCGAGUGUCAUUGUUUUGUCGGCUGAUUUGAGCAGGUCCGACUGGCCUGGUUAAUAGUACAAUAGUUGACUGUGGUUGCCCAAUUGUCGUGAAGGGGUGUGCGUCUCAAACGUCCCUAAACGCCAGCGAAAGCAUCUAUAGAUUCAUCAACAACAGUUCUCCCGAGCAACAGUACUAGCAUUUAAUUCAACUGAGUGACAGUUGUCUCUCCAGUUAAGCAAGGAUCUAUAAGAGAAAAUAAAGGGUCUCAAAAACUGCAUACGAAAAAAAAAGAAGGAAGCAUUAUAGUCGAAAUAAAAUCAAAGAAAAAGCCCGCUUCGCUUGGCGGUGUUGGUGUCAGCGAGCGGCUCCACGAGCAGACGGAACCUUACAAAACGAAUCCAGCGAGAAGUGGUCAAGAGAAGGAGUCGGCAGUCAAACGGUGAACGGUCGGCGCCACCACCUGGCCGCUUGCGGCUUCUUCGAACAGAACGUCUUGCAGUACGCUGCGUGAUCGUGAGUUAGCGGUGGCCUGGCUAAUCGGCCGAAAGGCCUGUGGACAUACCCGAUGACACGCAUGUGCCUAGUUGUUGCCACAUAGCAGGUACCUCGUGCUUGUGAUAGAUGUCUUGCCAGUUAGAUUAGCUAGUACGGAUUGUUGCCGAGAGUGCCUUGUACAUAGGAGUGGCAAAAAAAAGGACUACGAUUAACUGUAUUAGCAGAAGCACUAGUGUUAAUAUCAAAAGGGUUAGAUGAAAGUAUUUAACCCACCAUUAAAACGCGGGAACGUGCAGUUUUCAAUAAGAAGCCACAACAAAAGUGGUCCACACCAUUGAAACUCAUUAAAGGCGGGUUGCGGGCCUGAACAGACACAGAUCCCCAGUGAUACUAUUCAAACAAGCCAAGAGUAGCUACAAGAUACCGCUGGCGCCGGGCAAAGCAGGUGCCUGAGGUCCAGCACGUGCACUUAUUUCUACGCUGUUAUUGGCUGACUGACAAAAUUUCAACUGCAUGGGUCCAGAAACAAAAGACGGAUACCGCUAGAAGAUAUCCAGCCGCGAAGGCGAGCAUGUGUUUGGCUAUUAUCAGUUGUGUAAUUCGGCGCAGUGAUGUUGUUCGUCAAAAUGAUGAAUACUUCAAUCAAUGAUGUGGAUCGCCAAUGCUAAUCCAGCGCAAACGUUCAAUAAGCUAAUGAUCAGCCAAGAAGAGAACGCUAUAAUAACACAUUGGAAUAAUCAGGCCGUUUGGAAAGUCAGCCCUGCUACUGGAGGUGCCGGAGCAAGUUUAUCGUCCAUUAUUGAGCGAUAGGAUCCGUCAUCACCACGAGAGACACAACAAAAUGCCUGUUCUAGAAAGUGUAUCGGUGGCCGACGAAUCUCAAGAAGAAGUGAUUAUUGAUGGAAAGGCAAAGUACCCUCUACGAGGUAGUCUCUUUCCAAAGGUGCCUCCAACAAUGCGCUUUUUCGCGCCAGCGGAUGAGAAAGAGGUGGUUCCGCUCCCAGCUGGGGUACGGAAUCAUCUCAAAUGGAAGCUGACCAGUAUCACACCUGCUAUAGUUCGUGAGACAGUACGGAGAUCGGGAUUUAGAAUUACGUCAGAUGAAAACAAAUGGUGCGCUAUGUGGGGCAAACAUAUGAAGUUCGCGUUCUUCGCAGGAAUGAACCCGUUUCAAAAAGUGAACCAUUUUCCUGGUAGCUUUCAUCUUGGCCGAAAGGAUAAGCUGCACCUCAAUUUGUCGCGGUUGAAGAAAAAUGCUGCCAUCGAACUUGAUUUCGUUCCGCAGACAUUUCUACUGCCGCAGGAGUCUAAAGCGUUCCAGAAAGCAUGGAAAAAGGAGGGACCCCAAAAUCAUCGCUGGAUAGCAAAACCGCCGGCGGCAUCUCGUGGAACGGGAGUUUUUAUUGUGUCCCGCUGGAGUCAGAUCUCGCACAAACUUCAGGAAGCUCUCGUUGUCCAGCGGUAUAUACAUCGACCAUUACUUAUUCGAGGAAAUAAGUUCGACUUAAGACUAUACGCCCUUGUCACUUGUUGGGAUCCUUUAAAAAUUUAUGUCUACAAACAAGGAAUGCUGCGAUUUGCCACAAUGGCCUAUUCGGAAUCUGUAGAUAGCCUAGAUAACACAUUCAUGCACUUAACCAAUUACUCGUUAAAUAAGCUGAGUGCUCAGUAUUCCGACGAACAGAAAUGGACCCUGGAUGAAUUUUGGGGUCAUCUGAAAUUAACGAAGCCUGACGUUGAUCAGGGGAAAGUGUGGAAUAGUCUUGUGAAUGUCAUCGUUAAAACUUUAAUAGCUGCUGAAGGACCAAUCUCACGUGCAUCGAUGACACACGCACCAUCUCGUUAUUCGUGCUUCGAGUUAUUUGGCUUCGAUGUGCUAUUGGACGCGGAGUUGCGCCCGUGGCUACUCGAGGUGAACAUCUCGCCGAGCAUGCGUGCGAGUUCGGCAAACGACCAUGCGAUCAAGGAGCCGCUGAUAAGGGACACUUUAAAUCUCAGUGGGUUUCGACUACCGCCUGCAGCAGACAACGCUCGCCUUGACCCUACGGAUUAUGGGCUGCAACGUGGCGAUUUGUUGUUUAUGUCAGCCGGCCUUCACCGAAAACAGUUGACCGUUGCGGAACAGCAAAAACAUGAUUUCUUUACCUGUGAGGAGCUCGAGCUUCGAGAGGGAGCUAUUCUGGAGAAAUUGCUCCCGAACGACAUUACGAUACUCGCAGACCUUGAGGACGAGUUGGAACGAUCUCGAGAGACCAAUUUUGAGCGAGUUCUGCCUUCAGCCGACUUCGAACACCUCGUUCCUCCAAGGUAUAACAACAAGCUGCUCCACGCAUGGGAAAACAGAUAUAGUGAAAAUCGCGCAAAGGGCCUCGCCGUGCUCCAGGAACUGUGCCGGAAUGGGGCUCAUAUAGUGCCGUCUGAAUCAGAGGGCAAGAGGGUAGCAGCUAUGGUGGACAAGAAGCCGACCCCAGCGGUAGCCCCAUGGAGGAAUAGUUUCCUCUUUAGGAUGCGGACGGCCUCGACUCGGAAACCACGUCCGGGCAGCUCCCGGACACCAUUUGCGUUUCGCCGUAUGAUGCGUGGUAUGAUCAUCCCGCCACUGCGUCCGCCGAGGAGGUUUCGCAGCAGCGACUCGUUGACCAGUCAAGAUUCGACAACCACUGCCGAUACUACCGGCGACUCGUCUUCGUCGUCGCCUGCCGCUGAUCCUGACCCCGGCCCCGUUGACGCGCCCGCUACGAAUAAUAGCAAUUGCUGCGAUACUGAAUCCGACGCGAUUAUCGCGCUGGCAGCCGUAAUCGCCGAUUCGGCAGGACCCGGAUCGCCCAUCAUGACGCCUAUGACACCCACUGCAACGACAGCUAUGCACCGCCAUCAUCACUUUCACAGCCAUGAUCAGAAUCAUCAUCCUCAUUAUCAUAAUCACCAUCGACGUCACCAGCAUUACCAGGACCGCUCAACAGAAAACAGCCCCACCAGUGAUGAUAAUGGUGAGGACGAUGUCGGCCUAAUAUCAAUUCUGCCGUCUUCGUCAUUACAGGUAUCUCCAUACAACGGCACCCUUAGUGACAAGAGUGAGGCACUCAGGAAUCUUGAGAGGCUCCCGUUGUCUUUACAAUCAAAGAUACGCAUUCACGGUGACACAUCGCCUGAUCAGAUAGCCCCUACUGCCACCAUAACUGCCACAGUUGUCGGCCGCGCUACAAAAGGUCAGAACAGGAUCUCUGAGUCUGCUGCGAAUGCCUCGUCAUAUCUGCACGCUGCCGAAUCGAAAGCAUUGCACUGCAAGAAAAACUAUGAUGAUCACAAUAAUUAUAACAACUAUAAUAAUACUAAUAAUAAUAUCAGUAAGCGCAAUUCAAUUGCGACUACAUCCGUCUCUGUUAAUAAUUACAAGUUCGAAUGACGUUCUCGCCAAGGAAACGGCGGGAAAAUUUUGAAACGGUGCAAUCAUGUGGAAUUUGACUGGAGAAGUAUAUAUGGAUUAUUCAUCGCAGGAUAGACGGUUGUUAACCCAGAAUUGAAGAGGACAGAACGCAUGCAUCGGGGAAACCCUGAGAGUUUAGGGAACGAGGUAACAGAGGUUCUGUCAAAUAUUAUCAAUGAAUUAACCAUAUCUAAUUCGAUCCAAUAUACAGGAUACAUUUAUGGAGAUUGUGAGAUUGUAAAAGAUGUAUUCAUAUAUUCGACGCAGAACAGUUGUGCGUAAAAGGUGUGUGCUAAGAACCAGUUCUUAUUUCGACUAGUUCAAUAUAUGUGUGAACUAAAUAAGUACACUUGAUCUAGAAAUAUACACAGGGCAACCAGCUGUUACAUAACCAUAGUUGAAAGUAAAAAUAUCUUUUCUGUAUGAGAUAGGCAAAAUGCUUCGAUGUAGAACACUGCUGCCGGCGAACAGAGAACUGAACGCGCUCCUGUAUCGCUAUUAUCGGCUUACAGAGCUAUUCGUCUGUUCGGCCUUUAUGAAUACAAACACUGGCCAAGUGUAGCCAAAUUCAAAUUUAUUGAAUUGAAUAUUGCCAAUGACUACCACACGUUGGAAAGAGCUUUACAUUCACUAGUAGAACUCUGUUCUAAUAUUAUUAUAGCAAUUAUUGUCAUCGCCAUUUAUUAACGUCACACAGAUCGUUCGUGAAACCGCGAAGUGCCUCCGCCCGGGCAGGCGAAGCUGUCCAAGAGAUAAAAAACAAUAGCGAUUUAUGGCAGGAAAACAUUCACUGAAAGACACGAGAUGUAGGAAUUACAAGAUAUAACAAUUAGAGUAGGAGGCGACGUAGACCAUGGGCAACGCGUGAUCUUUCCAAGGUACGCACUACAGCGGAUAUCUGCAUAUGAAGAUGUGUAAACUCGUUAUUGAGAGCAUCUAAAAUGACAUAGAGCAGCAAGCUACCAUCAGAAGUGAAAUUUCAACGAUGUACGAAGUAUUUGGCCAUGAGGCAAUCGAUGAUGCACUAAGUGUUUUGCCAUGAGGCAAUCGGGUGAGAUCUUCCAUGAUUUCAUAAUAUACGAAUUUCGGCAAAGGCAAGAAGUCUAGAAAUUCAAAUCUAAAUAAUUUACAACUGAAGAUGGUACUGUUAACUGAGCUCAAUUUACCCUAAUGGUGUCAAUCAAUUCAACCUACGUGAGUGAAUUGUUAGGUUGAAUGGACUACUCGGCAAAUUUUUGUUUAUAGGACUGUUUGCUAUAGCGGCGACUUCUACUGUUAUUUAACAGUAAACGUAUGACAACAAUGAUAAGAAUUGAACUAAUUGGACGCAUUGUUAUUAUAAUAAUACAUCAAUUUUAUCGUGGCGUAUGGGUGAGUCUAAGGCACAUACUUGUUGUGUAACGGAGGCCAAGUCUGUAUGUGAAGCAUCUGCUGUGAACAUAUUAGUCAAGCCUAGUAAACCAGUUAUCUAUCAAAGUGAAUAAGGGGUUCAACAAAUUUGUCUAUUUGUCAGUGGACACAUGCGUAUAGCGUCUGCAGAUUGCGCCAGAUAGUUGCGUGAUCUCGUACGAAAUGCACCCAUGAAUCGCGAACAAAAUAAGCCAAACAAGAAAGUUGGAAGCAGCGAGAGUUCAGAUGUGCCGCAGUAUCCUAUGGAGUAAUGCGCUAAGUAUGAGUGUAGGUGGGAUUAUUAGGCCUUACGCAUCGUCAGUACGCCAAGAAAUUAUGAUGUUCGUGAUGCCUCAAAUUGGUAAGAAAAACUUGCAUAAAGUAUCUGACUAUGCCUGUACGUAAUCUUAUGUAAAGUCUUGCUACCGUAUCACAGUUUUCGUGUCCGCGAACUUGAUCCUCGCACAAUGCAUACAUAGUAUACAAUCUAAUACAAUAGAAACCAAUUAUGAGAACAAUAUCAAUAACAGAAGAAAGUAAUUAUAAUUAUGAAUGAUGAAAAUUUGAGGUAGGUAUUAAGUAUAGUAUUAGAAGUUAUUAUAAUUGUCGCAGCAAUGAAAAUAAACAAGAAGUUAUUAAAGCAUUAUAGACUUUCGAUUGAAAUUGUUGUUUUAGUUUAUUAAAUAUCGGUAAGACAAAAUUAGCUUAUUUAGUUGAAGCAGUUAUUUGAAUCUUUGAAGCUGUUGAAAGUAUGAAUAAUCUCUUCGGAUGAAUUGAUUAACAACCUUGAUUAGCAAUGACCAUUACAAUGGAGGGGCAGAAAGCGAAGAACUUGGGUCUUAAUCUAUCUUCCUAAACUAGGACAGUGGAGAUGUUCUUUGCAAAAGAUAGCAAAAAAUCGAAUGUGUAGGCGAAUUUGUUUAUUAUGUGUUAUGUCGGUGUACAGAAGAAAUGAAACAAAUGCGAUAACAUAGAUGGCACGUCUAUCACGUCGAAAUGGAUGACCUCCAAUCGGGUGUGGUGUGCAAAGCCGCUCUUAUUGCAAAUGUCCGUUAUUGCACGUAGCUGUUUAUUUUCUACGUGGGUGUUUGUUCGUGUACGCGUGUGCGUACAUUAUUAAUUUAGUGUGCGUGUGGUAUAGUUGAAAUUAGCUAACGGAGUAGAGUAUGCAGAGAUCGUGCCGCACUGCACGACAAAUCAGCCUUUUCGCCAUGAAUGAAUGGUUACCAUGAAUGGCCAUGAUAGUCAUAGCAAUAUAGCAGUAAAUAAACAGAGCACGAACGAAGGUGAUUCUGAGUGAAAGCGACAACGGGUUAGGAGCAGUCGUUGUAUGCGAGAUGUGAAGGCCUAGCAGAAAUUUGCAACGAAGCAGCUAACAAUAGCGAUGGCACAAGACAUUGCUUAGGACAGCAGCAACAAACGAAGGAGUCGGCGUAUGAUUCUAGAUAUGAACCAAAGAAGUGAAUGAACCUAUUUCACAUAUUACUGUCAGUGCAGGAAGCAUUUGUGAGCACAAAUUUCGCAAUAGCAGAGUGCAGGAGUCGAAACGCAGUAUUUAAUGGAUUACUUGGGUUGGAACAAAAAUGCUAUGGUAGGCAUGUGUCUAACGACUACUUAGUGUCCACUCUGCGUAGAUAACAAAAUCUCCCAAAUAGCAACAACUAGCCGAAAUAUUUAAGUUUGUAAGAUUAUUGAAAUGUUUACCAAUAGUAACUACUAGUUCGUCAACUUUUCUCUUUCAAGUAAGCUCUUUUCGAUAGCUCUUCAGAACUGCAGGUAUGUGGCAAAGCAAUGGGUCGAUGAUGACAAUGAGUGCGUAUGUAUGUAUGUAUGCUUACUACAUAUAGUAAGGCCUGAUGCUACGAUAAACGGGGUCACCGUGCCUGCGACAAAUCGGCAGGAAUUCUGGGCUGCCUAGAGGAAUCCUGAAAUGUCCUAAGUAUAUAUAUA